Ananas comosus (pineapple) is the source of this 376-nucleotide messenger RNA. RefSeq names its product cyclin-P1-1-like. NCBI's taxonomy places the organism in Eukaryota, Viridiplantae, Streptophyta, Magnoliopsida, Poales, Bromeliaceae. Gene Ontology annotation, molecular function: protein kinase binding. The annotation marks the transcript as partial. Gene Ontology annotation, biological process: regulation of cyclin-dependent protein serine/threonine kinase activity. The transcript has a single exon. The record is from RefSeq and is a predicted model, not a curated record.
GCACCAUAACAAUGCGUUCUUCGCCCGGGUCGGCGGCGUGAGCAAUGCCGAGCUCAACUGGCUAGAGCUUGAGCUGCUCUUCUUGCUCGAUUUCGAGCUCACGGUCACGCCGCGCGUCUACGAGAGCUACUACUUCCACCUGCACAAGGAGAUGCUCGCGUCCGGAACCUACAAGCAGAGGAUCACAAGAUCUCCGACGACAGGGAAUGGUACCAUCGACGAGGACGGUAAUUUCGAAACCAACAAGCAGAAGAUCACAAGAUCUCCAAUGACGAAUGGUGUGAUCGACGAGGACGGUGAUUUCGAAUCAGUGGCGGACGGACGGCCUCGACGGUGGUCGCUAUCACCGCCCCGCCGCUCCAUCGACUGUUGCUGA